AUGGGCCUCCAAAUCGCAGAUGACGAACCGCCACAUCACACAGGCAUAUCAUCAAGCAAUUCGGCCACCACAAUGAACUCCGACGGUGGUGUUGAGUCCCCUCCUAGCAUACCCCCCGCAGUUCCAAAGCCCUCUAGAUUCAGAUUCAAAGACAAGUCCAAGAGGAGAUCCGAGAAACGCGACGAUCGAUCACGAAGCCCAGCUGAGCGGUCUGACCGAGACUGGGCGCGACGCGACAGAGCAGACGAGAGACAGCGAGAACGACAUCACAGACAUCACCACCGUAGCAAGAGGCGCAAAGCGAGCCCAGCCAAAGAUGACCCCGCGCUGUACGACGAUACGCACCUCCCGAACGCUUCCUCGAGCCAAUAUGUAGACCCCGAGAUCGCUUUUCGGGAGAGUUUGUUUGAUGCCAUGGCUGAUGAUGAAGGGGCGCAAUUCUGGGAAGGUGUAUACGGACAGCCGAUUCAUACGUAUCCCAACGUAAAGCCCAGCCCGGACGGAGAAUUAGAGCGUAUGACAGAUGAGGAAUAUACGGCUUUUGUUAGGGCGAAGAUGUAUGAGAAAACACAUCAGCACCUAAUCGAAGAAAAGGCGCGCAGAGACGCUGCUAAGAAGGAAAGGGAACGGCUAGCUAAGGAGAGCGCGAAGGAGGAGAGAGAAGCCGAGAAAUUUAGGAGGAAAGUCGAGGAAAGUUUGAAGAGGGGACAAGAAAGGAAGUCUAGGAAGGCAUGGGGAGAUAGGUGGGAAGCAUACAUCCAGAAAUGGGAGUCUGGGAAGAUUCAUACUUCAUCUAUACCUUGGCCAGUGGAGAGUGGCAAAAGGGCAGAUACAACCAAGUUGAAGGAGAUAGAGCGGUUUUUCCUCAAUGCGCCAACAUCUGGACAGCCUACGGAAGCCCAACUGGCAAAGGUCUUAAAAGUUGAACGAGUACGCUGGCAUCCAGAUAAAAUACAACAAAAGCUUGGAGGCCAGGACGUCAAUAAGGAUGUUAUGCAAGCAGUUACUGCUGUCUUUCAGGUCAUUGAUAGGAUGUGGUCCGAGGUAAGGGCUACUGGGAAGUAA
Cadophora gregata is the source of this 1065-nucleotide messenger RNA. RefSeq lists its product as uncharacterized. The transcript has a single exon. NCBI's taxonomy places the organism in Eukaryota, Fungi, Ascomycota, Leotiomycetes, Helotiales, Ploettnerulaceae. Bases 1 to 1065 code for a protein of 354 amino acids. The record is from RefSeq and is a predicted model, not a curated record. Gene Ontology annotation, biological process: canonical NF-kappaB signal transduction.